This is a messenger RNA of Kockovaella imperatae, 3500 nucleotides long. RefSeq names its product Spc7 kinetochore protein-domain-containing protein. The record is from RefSeq and is a predicted model, not a curated record. Lineage: Eukaryota; Fungi; Basidiomycota; Tremellomycetes; Tremellales; Cuniculitremaceae. Bases 111 to 3446 code for a protein of 1111 amino acids. Gene Ontology annotation, biological process: mitotic sister chromatid biorientation; protein localization to kinetochore; mitotic spindle assembly checkpoint signaling. The transcript is spliced from 10 exons.
AAACAACACAACACAUUACAGAAUCGGUUCGACACUGUUAUUCGCUCUCAUAACAAUACACAUCUGGGGCAUUUGUCGCUCAUAAGAACCGUCUGACCAGCGCAUCCACCAUGUCGCUGGCUCCGAGCGCACCUGCUCGCUCGUCACCUCGACGCAAGUCGAUGGGGUUGACAGAGAGAAAAUCUAACCUCGAUAUGGACAAUCUCACUCUUCCCGUGACGUUCAAGGAUAAAGCCAAGAAACGAGCAGCAUUCAGUAUGGGAGGAGAAGGAUUCAAGAUUGAUGGGAAGCCUCGAUUUGAGAUUGGCGUUGUGGGGGAGGAUGGCUUGACCCCGAAGAAACGAGCACGGAGGAGUUUGAAACCUCGAAAAUCGAUCUUGAAGGGCUUCAAUGUCAACAACGACACUUCUGAUGAUACUGUCGACUUUGGAACGCAGAACUAUGCGCAUACGAUUGCCUUCUCCACAUCUGCCGCAUCAAGACGAGUCAGCUUCGCACCUAGUGCUUCCGUUCGCAUGUUCGAAAAAGACAGAGAGAACAAGUCUUCCACGUCUGGUACCGAUCCAACUCAACCCUUCCCAUUGCCACCCAAAUCCGCGACCCCCCGAGUCUCCAUUACCGCUUACGGAGAAGCUACUGGUCCAGCUGGAUUCAGUGACCCUUCGUACAACCGAAGAGUCAGUGUCGCUCGUUUCGUCGAUGUAGGUGGAGAAGUAGACGAGAUCUCCAUGGACAUGGCGUCGGACGACGAAGGGGAAGAUGAUGAUGCUAGUGGCGUCCAGAUGGGACAUCCCCGAGCAUCCCUUGGAAGGGCUGCGAAUGCAGCCGUGCCGACCGUGACGGUCAGCCCUGAUUCUGGAGAAGAAGACGAAAUGGAUAUGGAGGAAACACAAGUCAUCUACGGUGGAAUAGUUCAGCGACAAUCGGCAUCGGAGCAAGAUGACAGCUUCGAUACGGAAGUGGAGAAGAGCAUCGAUGAAGAAAGGACAAUGGACUUCACGAUCGCCGUUGGAGGCAUGCUCCCAAAUUCCCCACCUAUACACGCAUCUCAAACUCGAGCGUCGAUGUCGAUUGGCUACAGUGUACCUAUGUCGCCUAGAUCAGCAGGUAACAGGAUUCAUCCUGGUGAUCCGAUGCCUGAGGAGGGGGACAUGUCGAUCGAGGAGACCGUGGUCAUUGGUGGAAUCAUCGGUGCGGAUGAGUCGAUUUCGACGGCGAGCGAGACAAGCCAGACUCAGCAAGAGCGUACUAUGACUUUUUCAUUCGGAAAUCUGAAUACCCGACCUCCUGCUUCUCCAGGAAUGGAGAUGACCACUGUGCUGGGAGGUAUAGUUGACCAGUCAUUCUCCGCCACUCAGCCUCGAAGAUCAGUCAGUGCUACUGAAGGACAGAAUCAAACUUCUGCCGGAGCAGCCAAGGCGCCUACACCAUCCUUCGCACGGGCCACCGUUUCCUCCGCGAAGAAAACAUCGCCGAUCAAGCGCAAUGUCUUUGCUCCUUCGCCCGGUCCAUACCCUUCUACGACCCCCCGUAAGGAUGGAAUGGCGACCGCAGCAGACGUCGCCAAGCGGCUCUCUUUCAGCUCCACCACCUCUAGCGCUGGGAAAAAACGAGUGCGGGAGGACGACGUGGACGUCCCAGGCAGCGCAAAGAAAUCUCGACCUACUCCUCCAACUACACCUGCCGAGGCGGUCUUCGGCAUGGGCUCCACUGGACCAUCCAGACUGUCCAUUGGAAAACCGUCCAAGUCGCUUUUACCGGCAUCCCCUGGUCCAAUGCCAGCUCCUCCUACACCCCAAUCGUACGGUCGACCCAGGAUGUCCAGGCAGUCCCUGGGCACGCCUUCACGCAUGGACCGAUCGGGCGCUGGAGUUACAUUGCAAGAGCCAUCGACCACUCCUUCCAAGCCUUAUAAGUCCCCUCGGACACUUCGUCAGCUCAGGAACGAGCCUGUUGAAGAUGAGGUAGAGGAUGAGCAGGUUGUGGAAGGCCAAGAGUGGGAUCAGCCUCCCGCCGUCUCACUCAGUGCUUUCUUGGAGAUGGCAGGUAUCCAGUUCAAUGACGAGCUGCCAGGAAUCGACAUGAGACGGAAUAGCAUGCGGAGGAGUUUGGCCGCGUCAUCGACACUCGAUCGGGACUACACUUUGAAUGAAUUCGCAGAAGCGAGGAUCCAUGAGGCGUUUUACAACGCGUAUAACUGGGCCUGCUCAAAACUGCGAACGGAUAUCUCUGCUCGUCAUGAGGAGCUUUUGGACCGAGAACGUGAAUGCGCUGAGGAUGCUCCGACGGUCAUCAAGGAGUACCUAGCUGCCUCCGAUGAGGACAAGGCAUUGUUCGAGUCGACCUUCAAAGACUUCAAGUUGAACACCCUGCUCAAAGCGCAACUGGCCUGGUAUGAGUGGAAGACGGGAUUGAUGACUGCUUUGAAGCCUCACAUGCAGGAGUACCUGGAUGGUCAGAAAGAGGAUCAAGGGCGACUGGUCGAGAUGGAGGAACAGGCAACUACGCUGUUGCCUCAGCUCCAGGACAGAGUCAAGGCGCUCGAAGCUGAAUUGGCAAGGGAAAAGACGACCAUUGCUGAGAUUGCCGAAUGCGACCCUGGAGAGUUGCAGGAUCUCCACAUGGCGAUGGAUGAGCAGGCCGAACAACUCAAAGACUUCCAAAAGGAAUACGAUGAUGCGAAAACAAAGCUCGAUGGACUCGCUACGAAACUGGGGGAACUCAACUCGAAGAAGAAAGACUGCGAGACCGCCAUCAGUAUCGCCGCGAGCAAGUGUGAUCAUUACACGAAGAGUGACGUUCUCCGUCUCAAAGACGAGUACGCCUCUCUGCAGCACUUGCACCUGUGGCAAGUCGAACUGGCAUCACCUACCUCAUUGGUCCUCGCCUUUGACGACGAGGUUCGGGUCGACCUGACUUGUACAGACUAUGUCCCUGACAUCGCCUCGGCCAAUGUGGACCUCCUUGACAAGCCGGGAAAGAGAGGAUCGAGAUAUUCGCAGGACUCGACCGAUGCUAUUUUUGCGCUGUUUGGCGAGGCAAUGCGCAUGUUGAUGGGCAUGGGUUAUACAUCUUUGUCACCGUUCAUCCAACGCAUUGGCCAGUUGUGGACCUCGUGUCAGCGCCUUCGAUCUGAACUUGGUCUUUUGGCGUUCCGGCAUCCCAUCACGUUCAGAGUCGGCGAGGGCAGCAUCAUUGUCAGCGCAAUGAUGAUGAUACCGUCUUUCAAAUCAAAAUCAUUGCUACAUUUCCAUCUCGAGCCUGACCUUUUGUACGACUGGCCGAUCGGAUUGGGCAAUGUGCAAGUGACUUCGAGUAUUGUUUAUGGAUCAGCCGACGGCGAGGUUCUGAGUCAAGCCGCCAGCAACUCCAUGCGAUCGGCGACAUCUUCAAUGUACAUUGGAAGUUUCUUGCAGGCUUGUGUGGAAGCGUCGGCUCAGGUGUAAGCGGGAUACGAAGGGUGUCAUUAGGUUGGGGGAAGUUGGAGGCAUCUUGCGUUU